This is a messenger RNA of Owenia fusiformis, 1166 nucleotides long. NCBI's taxonomy places the organism in Eukaryota, Metazoa, Annelida, Polychaeta, Sabellida, Oweniidae. The record is from the annotation of a GenBank genome assembly.
GCCAGGGAUCAGCCACGAUCGGCAAUGCUUGCUUGCACUGCUCAAUUCUGCAUGUAAAUCGUUACUAACUGACUACUAAAAUGGUCAAACAGCAUAUUGAAGCAGUUUAUUUAGUCAUAGGGCUAACAGUUGGUUUAAUAAUUUCGUUCAUAGGAGUAAACUUUGGAAAUGUAGCGCUGCCACAAUCACUUGCUAGAAAUCAUAGACUUUCAGAAGCUGUAGAAGCGACACGAUAUACAUUCCAUAAUGACACGCAUUCUCAAUUAUCAUUUCGGGAUCCGCAAUCUCAUGAAGAGAUCGAUUCUAUCAAAGGACCAGAUAAGCCACUUUCAUUUGAUGAUGGACAUCAUCACCAUGACAACAUCACUUCAGCAGAGACGCUAUAUAAAACAGUACGUGUACUUUGCUGGAUCAUGACUAGUCCACAGAACCUGAAAAAGAAGGCUCAACAUGUCAGGGCCACCUGGGCAAAGCGCUGUAAUAUCGUUAUCUUCAUAAGCUCUGAGACAAAUAAAGAUUUCCCAACCGUGGGGGUUAAUACAACUGAAGGCAGGGAACAUUUAACUGCUAAAACAAUGCAGUCAUUCAAAUACUGCUGGGAUAACUAUAGGGACCAAGCUGAUUGGUUCCUCAAAGCUGACGAUGAUACAUAUGUCAUUGUAGAAAAUUUGAGAUAUUUACUAUCAGCUUACAAACCAACAGAUCCUAUAUUCUUUGGACAUAAGUUUAAAGUAAAUGUGAAACAGGGUUAUUUCAGUGGUGGGGGCGGUUAUGUAUUAUCUCAUGAGGCCUUAAAAAGAUAUGCUGAGAAAGGAGUGAAAGAUCCUGUACAUUGCCAACCCGAUGGAGGGGCAGAGGAUAUAGAGAUGGGAAGGUGCAUGGAGCAUCUGGGGGUCACCGCAGGAGAUUCAAGGGAUGCUUUAGGACGUAGUCGCUUUCAUUGUUUCAGUCUUCGAACUCAUCUUGAUAGUUUAUACCCUCAAUGGUUUUACCAUCACGAUGCAAAUGGGGCUAAGGGCGGUCCAGGGAGCAUCAGCGACUAUGCUAUUUCAUUCCACUAUGUCGACCCAAAAAUGAUGUAUCAUUUAGAAUUCUACACGUAUCACCUUCGUCCAUAUGGCAUCAUCACUGGCACCCAGAACCUCAAUGCAAAACCAAAAGUCUGA